Messenger RNA from Triticum aestivum (bread wheat), 1065 nucleotides. Its product is annotated as peroxygenase. Gene Ontology annotation, molecular function: monooxygenase activity; calcium ion binding. The transcript is spliced from 6 exons. NCBI's taxonomy places the organism in Eukaryota, Viridiplantae, Streptophyta, Magnoliopsida, Poales, Poaceae. The record is from RefSeq and is a predicted model, not a curated record. Bases 171 to 902 code for a protein of 243 amino acids.
CACUUUUCCUUCUCGCUCGCUGCACACGCAUCGUGGGUGUGCCUCCUUCCUUUGCGUGUGUAUAAGAAGCACAAGACGCGCGGUAGAAUUUGUCACCGCCGUAGAUUAUUGCUUUCGAUCUUGACUCGCGAGAUCAAGCCGAAAAGUGUGGUGCACGCGCACAGAGGGUUAUGGCGGAGGAAGCUAAGGCGCCCGCCGACGCAAUGUCGACGGUGGCAGAGGAGGCGCCGGUGACGGCCGAGCGGCCGGUCCGGGCAGACCUGGAGACACACCUCCCAAAGCCCUACUUGGCUCGAGCUCUGGUCGUGCCGGAUGUGUACCAUCCUGAAGGAGAGAGCGGGGAGGGGCACGAGCACGGACAGAAGAGCGUGCUGCAGCAGCAUGUGGCCUUCUUCGAUCUGGAUGGCGACGGCAUCGUCUAUCCCUGGGAAACUUACCGAGGAGUGCGGGCAUUGGGCUUCAACGUGAUCGUGUCGUUCGUGUUGGCAAUUGUCUUUAAUAUUGGUUUCAGCUUCCCAACUCUACCUAGCUGGAUACCAUCUCCCUUGUUGCCCGUAUACAUCAAGAACAUCCACAGGGGUAAGCAUGGUAGCGACUCCUCAACCUAUGACACAGAGGGAAGGUUCAUGCCGGUAAAUUUCGAGAGCAUCUUCAGCAAGUAUGCCCGCACGGCGCCGGACAAGCUUAGCUUCGGCGACAUCUGGAGGAUGACCGAAGGCAACCGGCUCAACUUCGACUUCAUUGGAUGGAUUGUGAGCAAGGGGGAGUGGAUACUGUUGUACGUGCUUGCCAAGGACGAGGAAGGCUUCCUCUCCAGAGAAGCUGUUCGCCGCUGCUUCGAUGGUAGCCUGUUCGAGUUCAUCGCCCAGCAAAGGAGGGACGCCCACGACAAGCAGCACUAGAGCGCAACGCUGUCAUCUUCAUGAGUAAAACUGUAGACCAGAUGGAUUACCUCAUGUAUAUGAAAUAAGAGAGGAAUGAGUACGAAGUUCGCAGAAUAAAGUUGUACACUUCUCAACUAAACUCGAGAACAUAAAUACUUGUACUGUGAUUGUUGAAUUUCCA